Hyla sarda is the source of this 1385-nucleotide messenger RNA. Its product is annotated as fish-egg lectin-like. Bases 489 to 1280 code for a protein of 263 amino acids. The record is from RefSeq and is a predicted model, not a curated record. NCBI's taxonomy places the organism in Eukaryota, Metazoa, Chordata, Amphibia, Anura, Hylidae. The transcript has 4 exons.
GGUGGGUGCUGAAUGCAAGAUUGCGGGGGUCCCCAACGGCAGGACCCCCGCGGUCAGACAUCUUAUCCCCUAUCCUUUGAAUAGGGGAUAAGAUUUCUUAGGGCCGGAGUACCCCUUUAAGUAGGAGGAUAAAAUAAUAAUAUAUUUCCUGGCCUUUGGAUGGUCAUGGUAGCACCUUACAGCAGCUGAAGUCAUCCACCAUUUCUCUUUCAUUUACAAAAUGAACAAAGGCUAAAAAGAAUAAGGAGAGACAAGAUGAUUCCUAAGUUCUGGGCAUAUGAUUAUGUUGAGGCUCAGGUCCAGUGGGCCGAGACUGUUCUUGGCCCCUGAGCAAUAAUGGCCAUGGUCUACAAACACUUACCACACCUCAGGGGGCAGGAGAACGUCACCACUAGUCCCUGCCUUAUGUGAUAUUAUGUGACACAGGGAGGGGUUAAGGCGACUAAUAAAAGGUGCAGAACCUGUCGGUCAUCACAGUAGGAGUCACCAUGAUCCAGAUCCUCGGUCUUGUGCUGUUGUAUACAGGAGCUGCUGCAGGACUGCAGUGCACUGUGAUCCCUGGAAAUCUGAAGCAGAUCGAUGCAGGCGCCGGUCAGGUCUAUGGUGUGAACAAUGAUGACAACAUCUACCAAUGGUUGGACACAUACUGGAAGCAGAUUCCUGGCAAACUGAUCCAUGUGUCGGUCGGUCCAGCCGGUGUCUGGGGAGUCAACAGGGCGAAUAAUAUCUAUAGAUUAGACGAUGACAGCUGGGUGGCUGUUAAUGGUCUUCUGAAGCAGGUAGACGCAGGUGGUAAUAAAUUCCUGUCUGGAGCCAAUGCAGGGGAUUUGAUUUUCUGCCUGAACCAGGAUCAAGCCAUUUCCAGAUCGGCCGUCUUCACCUAUACCCAACUAGAGGGGGCUCUGAAGUAUUACAGCUGUGGCCCUUAUGGCUGCUGGGGUGUCAAUUCCGCCAAUAACAUAUAUUACCGCUAUGAUGUGACGCCCACAUCCUGCCGAGGAAGUCGGUGGCAGCAGAUAGAAGGCAGUUUGGUCAUGGUGGAGGUCGGCACAGAUGGUUCUGUGUAUGGUGUGAACGCCCAAGGAUAUUUGUUUAAAAGGGAUGGGAUCUCGGCUAGCAAUCCUACUGGAACCUUUUGGACUAUAAUGGAUUUCUGUGGCACUUUCCGACAUGUAUCCUAUGAUGAUGGAAACCUGUGGCUUCUGGGGAAGAGCGGAGACAUCUAUAAAUGCAAAGCCAAUGACUACUUUUACCCAACCACAUCACAUCUAAAUAUGUGACAGAACCGACAUGAGCAAAAAGUAUUCAAUUUUCUUUGUGAUUAAGAGAACAUGGGGGGAAAAAAUAAAAAUUUUAUAAAAUUAUAGCUAUUACACAAAUGAUAA